AUGGCUUCAUCAACCAAGGCAGCCCGGUUAGGCGAGGAGGUGUGGAAGACACGAGUCGACAAAAUCAGCGCCGAACUGGUCACUCUCACCUAUGGCACGAUUGUCGCACAACUAUGCAAAGACUACGAGUACAACUACGCCGACGUCAACAAACAAUUGGACAAGAUGGGCUACAACAUUGGCGUGCGCUUGAUCGAAGACUUCCUUGCCAAGUCCAGUGCGCCCGCGUGUACCAACUUUCGAGAGGUGGCAGAGAUGAUUUCAAAGGUUGGCUUCAAAAUCUUCCUGAACAUUACGCCUACCAUCACAAAUUGGUCUAGCGACAAUAAGCAGUUCUCUCUUAUCUUCGAGGAGAAUCCACUCGCCGACUUUGUAGAACUGCCGGAUGAUGGCCGAGCGCAGGAUGAGCUAUGGUUCUCCAAUAUAUUAGUCGGCGUGCUGCGCGGUGCGCUUGAAAUGGUCCAUAUGCAAGUCGAAGCACGUUUCGUCAGCGACAUCCUUCGCGGAAACGAUACCACCGAGAUGCGGAUAUCGCUUGUUCGUUUUAUCGAUGAUGAGAUGCCACCGGACGAUGAGUAG
Plenodomus lingam JN3 is the source of this 579-nucleotide messenger RNA. RefSeq lists its product as uncharacterized. NCBI's taxonomy places the organism in Eukaryota, Fungi, Ascomycota, Dothideomycetes, Pleosporales, Leptosphaeriaceae. The record is from RefSeq and is a predicted model, not a curated record. Gene Ontology annotation, cellular component: cytosol; TRAPP complex; cis-Golgi network membrane. Gene Ontology annotation, biological process: intra-Golgi vesicle-mediated transport; endoplasmic reticulum to Golgi vesicle-mediated transport.